Molecule: messenger RNA, 4322 nt
Organism: Mobula hypostoma (lesser devil ray)
Lineage: Eukaryota; Metazoa; Chordata; Chondrichthyes; Myliobatiformes; Myliobatidae
Gene: hace1
Product: HECT domain and ankyrin repeat containing E3 ubiquitin protein ligase 1
Exons: 25
Coding region: 121-2961 (946 amino acids)
Biological process (GO): Golgi organization; protein polyubiquitination; membrane fusion
Cellular component (GO): cytoplasm; nucleus; Golgi membrane
Molecular function (GO): ubiquitin protein ligase activity; protein binding
Source: RefSeq, a predicted model, not a curated record
CCUGGGGUUCGGCUUGUGGUUUGAACGUGAGCCGGAUGAUGCGGAGCGGUGGUAGGUCCUGAUCGGAGGGUGGGAGGCCAGAGUUCGGGCCGUACUUUCUUCCACUUGCUACGUCGGCAGAUGAUGGAGCGAGCGAUGGAGCAGUUGAACCGGCUGACCCGUUCUUUGAGGCGGGCUCGGACCGUGGAGCUUCCCGAAGAUAAUGAAACCGCAGUUUAUACGUUGAUGCCAAUGGUAAUGGCUGAUCAGCACAGGUCCGUUUCAGAAUUGUUGACAAAUUCAAAAUUUGAUGUCAAUUAUGCUUUUGGUCGUGUCAAGAGAAGCCUGUUGCAUAUUGCUGCAAAUUGUGGCUCUGUUGAAUGCCUUAUUCUGCUUCUGAAGAAAGGAGCAAAUCCAAAUUACCAGGAUAUUUCUGGGUGCACUCCCCUUCACCUAGCAGCUCGGAAUGGGCAGAAAAAGUGUAUGGGAAAAUUACUGGAGUAUAGUGCUGAUGUGAACAUCUGCAACAAUGAAGGACUGACUGCCAUUCAUUGGCUGGCUGUCAAUGGACGCACUGAGCUUCUUCAUGAUCUACUGCAGCAUGUUAGUAAUGUGGAUGUUGAAGAUGCAAUGGGCCAGACUGCUUUACAUGUGGCUUGUCAGAAUGGGCAUAAGACGACAGUACUUUGUCUUCUUGACAGUGGUGCGGAUAUUAACAGGCCUAAUGUAUCAGGGGCUACUCCUUUGUACUUCGCUUGCAGCCAUGGUCAAAGGGAUACAGCACAGAUCUUGAUUUCAAGAGGUGCCAAAUACUUACCUGACAACAAUGGUGUUACUCCACUGGAUCUCUGUGUGCAGGGUGGAUAUGGGGAAACGUGUGAAAUUUUAAUCCAACACCAUCCCCGGCUCUUUCAAACACUUAUCCAGAUGACACAGAGUGAGGAUAUCAAGGAAAACAUGUUACGCAAGGUUCUUGAGCACUUGUGUCCACAGAAUGAGAACCAGUAUCAGAAGAUCCUCACCAGUCUUGCUGAGGUUGCCACAACAAAUGGUCACAAGCUACUCAGUAUAUCAAGUAACUACGAAGCACAGAUGAAGAGUCUGUUGAAGAUAGUGCGUCUUUUCUGUCAUGUAUUUCGCCUAGGCCCAUCCUCUCCUAGUAAUGGAAAUGACAUGGCUUACAAUGGAAAUAAAACUCCACGAAGCCAAGUUUUCAAGGUCAGAAAAUUGUAUGACGUUAUUAGGAAGAUUGAAGUAAAAGAGCUGAAUUUCACAAAGCAUGCAAACAUUAAUCAGACAUCUCUUGAAAAAGAACCAUUAGAGCUGCUGUGGCAUUCACUGGAUGAGUGGCUAGUUCUCAUUGCUACUGAAUUGAAGAAAAAUCAAGAAGACUCUGCAAUGGAUUCUAAAAAUAUUGCUUCCAUUUUACUGAAGCAGAGAGCCCAAGAGCAAAGAGCUGUUGUAAAUGCACAGACCCUUGAUACUGUAAGGAAGGAAGUCCUGGAAAAUCAAUGUGCCAGCUCUGAGAAGGAAGAAGACAGUGAAGAUCAGAUACAGGAUGCCAGUUCAGACGGUUUAGAUGUAAUUUCUAUGACAGCAAAUCGACUGAGUGCCGUGAUCCAAGCGUUUUAUAUGUGUUGCUCCUGUCAGAUGCCACAGGGAAUGACCUCACCUCGCUUCAUUGAAUUUGUGUGUAGGCAUGAUGAUGUUUUGAAAUGUUUUGUGACAAGAAACCCUAUAAUAAUAUUUGACCACUUUCACUUUCUUCUGGAGUGCCCUGAGUUGAUGUCGAGAUUCAUGCACAUCAUCAAAGCACAGCCCUUCAAAGAUCGAUGCGAGUGGUUCUAUGAACAUCUUCAUGCCAAUCAUCCUGAUUCUGACAUGGUACACAGGCCUGUUAAUGAAAAUGAUAUCUUGCUUGUUCAUCGAGAUUCAAUAUUCCAGAGUAGUUGUGAGGUUGUUUCAAAAGCAAGCUAUGAAAAAUUGAAACAAGGUGUCGCUGUGCGUUUUCAUGGAGAAGAAGGGAUGGGCCAAGGAGUGGUGCGUGAAUGGUUCGACAUACUGUCCAGUGAAAUAAUUAACCCAGACUAUGCUCUCUUCACUCAGUCAGCAGAUGGAACUACGUUCCAGCCAAACAGCAAUUCCUCAGUGAAUCCAGACCAUUUGAAUUAUUUCCGGUUUGCAGGGCAAAUUCUAGGUUUGGCACUUUAUCACCGACAACUGGUUAACAUCUACUUUACACGUUCAUUCUACAAACAUAUACUUGGUAUCCCUGUAAAUUAUCAAGAUGUGGCAUCCAUUGACCCAGAAUAUGCCAAAAACCUUCAGUGGAUUCUGGAUAAUGAUAUUAGUGACCUUGGGCUGGAACUUACUUUUUCUGUAGAGACUGAUGUAUUUGGUGCAAUGGAAGAAGUACCUUUAAAACCUGGAGGCAUAAGUAUACUUGUGACACAGGAAAAUAAGGCUGAGUACGUCCAGCUGGUUACUGAAUUAAGAAUGACUCGUGCUAUUCAGCCUCAGAUAAAUGCAUUUUUGCAAGGCUUUCACCUGUUCAUCCCAGCAUCCCUCGUUCAGCUUUUUGAUGAAUAUGAGCUGGAAUUGCUGUUGUCAGGGAUGCCGGAGAUUGACGUGACUGACUGGCAACACAAUACAGAAUACACCAGUGGCUAUGAUAAAGAAGAACCAGUGAUAAAGUGGUUCUGGGAAGUUGUCAAAGAGUUUACUCAAGAAGAAUGUGUAUUACUAUUACAGUUUGUUACAGGCAGCUCAAGGGUCCCACAUGGUGGCUUUGCUUACCUUAUGGGUGGCAGUGGAUUGCAGAAGUUCACGAUAGCUGCUGUACCGUACACUUCCAACCUCUUACCAACAUCCAGUACCUGCAUUAACAUGUUGAAAUUGCCAGAAUAUCCCAGCAAAGAAAACCUGAAAGAUCGAAUUCUCGUGGCAUUACACUGCGGUAGCUAUGGAUAUACCAUGGCGUGAAUACUCCUUGAGCAAAGAAGGAAUAUAAUCAUAAGCAUCUACACACCAGGUAAAAUCACCACUAUUAUGUCAGUCAAGAAACUGGUCUGUGUGUGUGUGAGUGGAGACAGAAGAAGACAUCAGCUCACAAAAGGGAACAGAUGGGCACAAACAACUAAUAUUCUCCUGUAGUUUCCAGGAGUAGGUAAGACCCGACGAUGACCCAUCUUCUCGAUUUGCUGAGCUCUUGGUGAAGGUGACCUCAGUGUUGUUCAAAGGCUCAAAGGUCCAAUUUUAUGUCAGAGAAAUGUAUACAAUAUACAUCCUGAAAUGUUUUUUCUUUGCAAACAUUCACAAAGAGGAGUACCCCAAAGCACGAAUGACAGUUAAGCGCAAGAACCCCAAAGAUCCCCUAGCUCCCCUUCCUCCCUUGUGUAAGUGGCAGCGAGCAACGACUUCCCCUCAUUGCUUUUCUUCAUGGUGGGGGACCACUUGACUUGGAGUUGCUUUAGGAGUAUCUGCUUUAUCCUGGGUGGUGUGGAGUUUCUUCAGAGUUUUUGGAGGUAUAGAGAAGUGGAAAGCAGUUCAUCAUGUUCCUGAAUUGUGCUUUGAAGAUGCUGAAAAGUCUUUGUGUUGUCAGGAGCUGAGUCACUCAUUCCAGAAUGCCCAGUUUCUAUCUUGUUCUUGCACCCACAGUUUUUGAAUUGCUAGUAGUGUUGAGUUUCUGGUCAAUGGUGGUAUGGCAGUGUUGGGUGACGCAGCAAUGGUAAUGCUCUUGAAUCUCAAGGUAAGAAAUUAAGGUCUCUCUACUUGGAGUUAGUUAUUGCCAGAAUGUUAUUUGAUAACUGUUGGGCUAUGUCUGAAUGUUGUCCAAAUCUAUUUCAUAUGGCAUGGGCAGCACUGCUUUCUGGUGAGUGUGUCAAGAAUGAAUCAUUGUGUAUUCAUCAGUGAAUAUCCCAAUUUUUAGUGUUAUGAUGGGAGAAAGAUUAUUGAUUAAAAUAGCUGAAAAUAGUUUUGUGUAGGCUCAAGAUGUGCAGUGAUGUGCUGGGCUGGGAUGAUUGACUUCUAACAAUUACAACUGUCUUCCUUUAUGUGAGGUGAACAUGGUUAAAAAUGAUGAAGUAUAGUGAUGAAUUCUUCCAUCAGAAAGAUGGGUGCUGAUUCAAUUGUUGAUGACACUCUUGACGACACCAUCUAAUUUGUUGUGACCUUGCAUCUUAUUCUGCAGUUUGUAAUUGUUUUACCUCUGUACACUGCAUAAUGAAUUGAUCUGUAAGAACAGUAUGCAAGACAAGUUUCUUACUGUACCUUGGAACAUAUGACAAUAAUAAAUUUAGCAGGAACAUCCCACAACUAGUCGAUAAUCUAGGCAGGGACACAUA